Perca fluviatilis (European perch) is the source of this 1778-nucleotide messenger RNA. RefSeq lists its product as uncharacterized. Bases 232 to 1491 code for a protein of 419 amino acids. The record is from RefSeq and is a predicted model, not a curated record. The transcript has 2 exons. NCBI's taxonomy places the organism in Eukaryota, Metazoa, Chordata, Actinopteri, Perciformes, Percidae.
GAAAACUUUUUUCUCCUUUUUCUCCACUUUACCCGUGUGAGCGGGGACCCCCCCGAAAGGGGAAGUGGUGGCCUCCUCUUUAACCGUGCGGUUUGCAGCGACCCCGGGGACCGACCUGACAAGCAGACCUUUGAUCCUCCAGCUGAGCGGAAACCUCUGUGACCGAGGCAGAAGUGGCUGUCUGAGUGAAACACAGCUCCACCACUGCAUGCUGCUACUGGUAACCUGGUGAUGCUGACUGCUGCUAAGGAGAUGGCUACUGGUAACCUGGUGAUGCUGACUGCUGCUGAGGAGAUGGCUACUGGUAACCUGGUGAUGCUGACUGCUGCCGAGGAGAUGGCUACUGGUAACCUGGUGAUGCUGACUGCUGCUGAGGAGAUGGCUACUGGUAACCUGGUGAUGCUGACUGCUGCUGAGGAGAUGGCUACUGGUAACCUGGUGAUGCUGACUGCUGCCGAGGAGAUGGCUACUGGUAACCUGGUGAUGCUGACUGCUGCUGAGGAGAUGGCUACUGGUAACCUGGUGAUGCCGACUGCUGCUAAGGAGAUGGCUACUGGUAACCUGGUGAUGCCGACUGCUGCUAAGGAGAUGGCUACUGGUAACCUGGUGAUGCUGACUGCUGCUAAGGAGAUGGCUACUGGUAACCUGGUGAUGCCGACUGCUGCUAAGGAGAUGGCUACUGGUAACCUGGUGAUGCCGACUGCUGCUGAGGAGAUGGCUACUGGUAACCUGGUGAUGCUGACUGCUGCUGAGGAGAUGGCUACUGGUAACCUGGUGAUGCUGACUGCUGCUGAGGAGAUGGCUACUGGUAACCUGGUGAUGCUGACUCCUGCUAAGGAGAUGGCUACUGGUAACCUGGUGAUGCUGACUGCUGCUGAGGAGAUGGCUACUGGUAACCUGGUGAUGCUGACUGCUGCUGUGGAGAUGGCUACUGGUAACCUGGUGAUGCUGACUGCUGCCGAGGUGACGUCUUUUAGUGCUGAGGAUCCUGAGGCCAGCGUGUUGGCCGAUACGAGUCACAAAAAAAGAAAGCGCGAACAUGUUCGUGUUCACUUUGCAAUGCCAGACAGGGAGACCAGAGGUACUCAGACUGAUCCUGUCUUAAUCUCUGCAUACCCGGGGCCCCAGGACUCAGAUGGGCCCUUUUUUAAGAUUUUUCGGUGUGUGUUAGUGAAUGGACGAUUGAAGAGAACAAAGAUCCAUCCUCAAUCCACUGGAAAUCCAGGCGUGUGGAAACUAUUCACACACGUCAGGCCUGGGUAUUUUCGAAACCCAUGGAUGGUGGCUCCGACCCAGGAGAAUAAGACGUCCUAUGUUGAAGGGGCCACGCUCCUGAAAUCUGUGGAAGCUGUUUCUUUUGAUAAUGACGCAGGCUAUAUCCCUGUGCGGAAAGACUGGUAUGCAUCUCCCGAGACCAACAAGCGGUUCCUGGUGUUAUCAGACUGUGGUGGGGUCAUACUGGCAAUCAUCCUGGAUAGAAAUACGCUCUGAACAUUGCAUUAUUUUGUAUUUUUGUAUUUUCAUUGGAGGAUGUUGAACGAGGGUAGUUGAAAAUCCAAAAAAAAGCUAAAAUCAUACUCCUGCUUUUUGAAAUGUAUUUGUAUUAAUCCAAAAAACAGCCCAAACUAUACUUCUGCUUUUGACAUGUACUAGCUCCAGAACAGUUGAGACUGUGCUUCUGCUUGUGACAUGAGUUUAACCCAAAAACAGCUAAAAUAUAUUUCUGCUCGUGAAACUAUAAUGCUGCUUUUGAUUUUGGUUUGUGAGUGUUAAUGUGC